Brugia pahangi is the source of this 459-nucleotide messenger RNA. The record is from the annotation of a GenBank genome assembly. Lineage: Eukaryota; Metazoa; Nematoda; Chromadorea; Rhabditida; Onchocercidae.
AUGAGAAGAGUAGAGAAGUUGAGAGGACUGUGUAAUUCGAAGUCACUCACUCAGAUUGGAUGGAUUUCAAAGCAGUUCCGCGCGGAGACACAUCGAGUAGCAGUGGCAGGAGAGGGUGCAGUGAAACGGAACGAAAGCGUUUCGCUCUUCCUGCAGACAUUACUGCUCGUUUCAUGCACCACAAAACUUCAUUUCCUGACCAGCAAAUUGCCGGAUGGCUGGAAGGAAGGAAGGAAGGAAGGAUGGAUGGAUGGAUGGAUGGAUGGAUUUACUUUCCGAAAUAGGAAGAAGCCAUUAGGAAAUAAUUCAUCCAUUGCACAACCUGAACUGUCCGAUUUUUACAACCGAGCUAAUCGAUUCACUAUGUCUACAUCUUCUGAAGGUGUAGCUUAUCGCAAGCGGAUGAAGACCUCAAAUCAAUUCUUCGUCUCGUACGUCGCAAAUGCAUCGCAAAUGUAG